This is a messenger RNA of Cataglyphis hispanica, 8851 nucleotides long. It is a transcript of the gene Mdr49, whose product is annotated as multidrug resistance protein homolog 49. Gene Ontology annotation, molecular function: ATP binding; ABC-type transporter activity; ATP hydrolysis activity. Gene Ontology annotation, cellular component: membrane. The coding region runs from base 1780 to 5748 and encodes 1322 amino acids. Lineage: Eukaryota; Metazoa; Arthropoda; Insecta; Hymenoptera; Formicidae. Gene Ontology annotation, biological process: transmembrane transport. The transcript is spliced from 17 exons. The record is from RefSeq and is a predicted model, not a curated record.
AAAACUGUCUUCUGUCCGUAACGUAUCGAGCCGUAGUCGGUCGAGUAAACCGUCAUGCUGUUCGACAGGAAUCCUUUAAUCCUUUAAAGUGCUCUAAAGAGUAAGCGACAGUUCUUACACUUAAGAAUUUCUUUGGAAAUCGCAUCCAACAUUAGCCGUUGAGUCUUUUGAUUUUUUUCCUGUAUAAAAAUAUCGAUAUCUGCCUCUUAUCUACCCAAUGGGUAUCAAGAUCAGUUGGGGUUGUUAAAAAUAUUACAUACAUAUAUAUAUAUAUAUUCAAACUGCUAGCGUGGAACGACAGUCCGUACCCGAUGAGUAUUCGAUUGGCAGGUGGCCAUAUGGUGAAGCAGAGGAGGUUUAUCGGGAAUACUAAUAAUAAAAUGAUUAAUAUACGGGAACAUUUAUAAAUAUUUUGAGAGCGAUAAAUUAAUAUAUACGAUCCGAGUGCACAAAACGUUGUCUUCUCUUUACGAGCUAGGUGCGAUAGUGGAUCUGUAUGCUCCUGAACGGGAUUUAUCGGGAAUUUCACGGUGCAACGGUUCAUGUUACGGUCGCAAGACGCGUUGUCACGUGUUGUAAAGAGAAUUACGUGUUGUAAGAGAGGUUCGACAACGGAUCAUCGACAUACUUUGACAGAUUUCCUCAAGCCGGAAGACCAAAAGUGCUGGAUCCGCGCGGAUGUGAUUGCAUUUGUGAUUCGAUUUCCUUUUUAUAUUUAAUCCAGAUUUAUAGAGGGAUUUUUUUUUUAUUUUCUUAUUACGGCAAUGAAAUCACGCGAAAUCGAAAUUUCGAUGGAGUGUGCAUUCGUGUUUGCGCAACGUUGCGAAUAGCGAGAGUCGUGGGUUCCGCAAAAAAAAAGUCAUAGAAAGUUUUCGACAUCGGACACAUGUAGAAUGGAGAAAAAUAUAUUUUUCGAUAUAUAUGUGACUCGUAUGUAUCGAACUACCAUGCCACGUGGAACGUAACUGCAAUUCGUAGUGAAAAAUGUUUUUAAGCAGCAAUAGUCGUAUAGUAUUCCAAAAACUUUGUACAGAAAUCUAAGAAUAGAGAACGGUUCCGUAUGAUUAUUCAAUAAUAAAAACAAAUAAAAAAAUAUAUUCUAACUUUUAUAUUACGUUACGUUUAUAUUAUAUUUUUGUCAUAUUUUAAUAGAUAUGUUUGAUAAUGGAAAUUUUAUAAUGGCAGAUAUUCUUUCAAAUGAUUGGUAAACAGGUCAAUAGUUUAAGAAAUGUGUUGCGAGAGAAGGAAUUAUAAGACAAUUAAUCAUAGUUCGGUAUAAAUCAUCAAGAAAUAGCGAGAACAUUUACGGUGACUCGCCACGAUAAUCGAACAAAAACAACUUGAUCGAGUUUAACGUAUAGCCAAUAUAACAAUAAUUUGUCAGCAUCUAGCGCACAUUUCUGGAGUAGGCUGCUAAGAGCCUGUCAAAGAGUUUUAUUGAAACUAAUCGAUUAUUUAUUCGCAACUUUUUCUCACUCAAACAUCGUUAAAAACAAUUUACAAUUUCGUUCUUAUUUUUCAAAUUUUAGAUCUCCUACUGUAUAUUUUAUGAAGAAGGACGUACAAGCCAAAAUAAUCGAGUAUUAUUCGCAGUAUUCAUUGAUAAUUCCGUCGCAGCGUUAAUGUAGAGAGAAUUAACAAAUUUACUCAUCAGUACCGGACAAACACGUGAUCCAACUGUAUGAGAACAAAAGAUGGCUUAAUUUACAAAGUCCUAAUGUUCAAUUUCGUGUAUCGUGCCGGGCAGAAUUUUUCAUCAUAAUGAGUCUUUAAUUGAGAAUGCACGAUGACGCAGCAAAUUUAUCCGUUGUCCGCAAGCCCUCGCGAAGGCUCACUGGAUAUUCAAAUGGAAACGCUCAAAUCAAAUCGCUCCCCCCUCCGGGAAAAGAUCCUCUCGAGGUGGAAUUCGUGUCACCGCAAACAAACAAGGAGGAUAAGUCAGCCUCGCAGAAGUCAUCGCUGCCAUCCGUGCCUUACUAUAAACUCUUUCGAUUUGCAACAUGCGGUGAGUUGACGCUGAUCGUCUUAGGCUUAAUACUCGGUUGCCUAGUAGGACUGUGUGUCCCAGUCGCCACGAUUCAGUAUGGCGAAUUUAGUACGCUAUUAGUGGAUCGUAAUACGGAGAAUCACGUGACCUCGCCAACCAUCAUGAUGCCAUGGUUCGGAGGAGGAAAAAUUUUACCAGCUAAUGCAAGUCACGAAGAGAAGAUGGAUGCUUUAUACGACGAUUCGAUUGCUUACGGCAUCUCUUGCGCGACGUUAUCGGCGAUUCAAUUCAUCCUUGGCAUAUUGAUGGUGGACUUUCUCAACAUCGCCGCCUCGAGACAGAUCUCCAAGGUGCGCAAGAUGUUCUUGAAAGCCGUCCUUAGACAGGAUAUGGCAUGGUACGACACGAACACGUCGACCAACUUCGCCAGCAGGAUUACCGAGGAUUUAGACAAGAUGAAGGAGGGGAUAGGGGAGAAGCUCGGUAUCUUCACGUAUUUGACGACCUCGUUCGUUUCUUCCAUCAUUAUCUCAUUCGUGUACGGUUGGAAAUUAACCCUGGUCGUACUGAGCUGCGCACCGAUUAUAAUAAUCGCCACCGCUGUAGUCGCCAAGGUGCAAAGUUCCCUGUCGGCCUUGGAACUGGCGGCUUACGGUCAAGCCGGUAGCGUUGCCGAGGAAGUUCUCGCCGCCAUAAGGACCGUCGUGGCGUUCAAUGGCGAAAAGAAAGAAAUAGAGAGGUACUCGGAGAAACUGAUGCCCGCGGAAAGAACUGGCAUUAAGAGGAGCAUGUGGUCCGGAAUCGGCGGCGGAGUUAUGUGGCUCAUCAUAUACCUCAGCUACGCGUUGGCAUUCUGGUAUGGCGUGCAAUUAAUCUUGGACGAUCGUCCGAAGGAGGUGAAGGAAUACACGCCGGCGGUACUGGUGAUCGUGUUCUUCGGCGUACUUUCCGGGGCGCAAAACAUGGGCCUGACCUCGCCGCAUCUCGAGGCGUUCGCGGUGGCGAGAGGAUCCGCUGCCGCGAUCUUCCAAGUUCUCGAUCGCGUGCCGACGAUAGAUAGUCUGAGUAAGGAAGGCCGACGACUCGAGUCCGUCAACGGCGAUAUUGAAUUCAAAAACGUCGUCUUCCGUUAUCCGGCGCGUAAGGACGUUCAGGUGUUGCGGGGAUUGAAUCUGAAGAUCAAUCGCGGCGAGACGGUGGCGCUCGUCGGCGGAUCCGGAUGCGGCAAAUCCACCUGUUUGCAACUCAUUCAACGUCUCUACGAUCCGCUUAGUGGGCAGGUGCUUCUGGAUGAGGCCGACGUGUCAGCGUUGAAUGUUCAAUGGUUGCGCUCGCACAUCGGCGUGGUCGGUCAGGAGCCGGUGCUCUUUGACACGACGAUACGGGAGAAUAUCCGCUACGGAAAUGACAGCAUUACCGAGGAGGAGAUGAUCAAAGCCGCGAAGGAAGCGAACGCCCACGACUUCAUCAGCAAACUGCCGGAGGGAUACGAUAGUCCAGUGGGCGAGAGAGGCUCUCAAUUAUCGGGCGGACAAAAGCAAAGAAUCGCUAUCGCGCGUGCAUUAGUGAGAAAUCCGGCGAUCCUUUUACUGGACGAGGCAACGUCCGCUUUGGAUGUUCACAGCGAGGCGACCGUGCAAAGAGCUCUUGACACUGCUGCAAAGGGAAGAACGACGAUUAUAGUGAGCCACAGGCUCUCCACGAUCACAAACGUUGAUAGGAUCGUGUUUAUCAAGGACGGAGUUGUCGUCGAGCAAGGUACCCACGAAGAAUUAAUGGCGCUGAAAAAACAUUACUACGGAUUGCAUUCCACCCACGCGAAUGCUCAAGCUAAAGAUAAGGCCACGAGAGCUGCCGCGAAGGCCGCGAUAACAAGCCCGAAGAUGAAGACGAAGCCGCCGCUGAAUAGGCAGUUUUCAACCAUGUCCUUGCAUUCUCAUCGAUUAUCCCUCGCGAGAUCCGAAUCCUCGCAAGAGGAACUUGAAGAGCACGAGAAACCUUAUGACGCGCCCUUAACGAGGAUAUUCGCGCUUAACAAACCGGAAUGGCUACACAAUCUAAUUGGAUGUCUCGCAGCGGCGACAGUAGGCGCAUCCUUCCCGGCUUUUGCUGUGUUAUUCGGUGAAGUAUACUAUGUGCUAAGUCUUCAAGAUCCCGAUGAAAUCACUAGAAGAACCGUCAAUUUCUCAAUAUUGUUCAUCAUCGUCGGCGUAUUGACGGGUAUCGGCACUUUCCUGCAGAUGUACAUGUUCGGCUUGGCCGGCGUGCGUAUGACCACGCGAAUAAGGAGAAUGGCGUUCACCGCGAUGCUCAAGCAAGACAUGGGCUGGUACGACGAGGAUUCGAAUAGCGUGGGCGCACUUUGUGCGAGGUUGUCAUCAGACGCCAGCGCCGUUCAAGGCGCGACCGGAACUCGCGUCGGUGCUAUGCUACAAGCCUUCUCGACCCUCGUCAUCGGAAUCGGAUUGUCCAUGUACUACACGUGGAAGAUGACGUUGGUAUCAGUGGUGUCGAUUCCGCUGGUGCUUGGCGCGGUUUUCUUCGAGGCGAGGGUGAUGGGCGGCCAGGGUAUGCAGGAGAAGAAGAAGAUGGAAGCGGCUACGCGAAUCGCCGUAGAAGCGAUAAGCAACAUCCGCACGGUUGCCAGCCUCAACAAAGAAGAACGCUUCUUCAACAGAUACUGCGUGGAACUGGAUCAUGUCGCCAAAGCGACCAGGACCGGGAGUAGAUUGAGAGGCAUCGUAUUCUCGUGCGGACAGACCGCACCCUUCUUCGGAUACGCCAUCAGUCUUUAUUACGGCGGUUAUCUGGUGGCCAAGGAAGGGCUCAGUUAUGAGAAGGUCAUCAAGGUGUCGGAAGCGUUGAUCUUCGGCUCGUGGAUGUUGGGCCAGGCGCUUGCCUGGGCGCCCAAUUUCAACACGGCCAAAAUCUCGGCUGGCAGAGUCUUUCGGCUGCUCGAUAGAGUGCCGGAAAUCAGCUCGCCACCGGAAUCGGAGGGGAAGGAUCUUGAUUGGAAGGCAGACGGUCUCAUUCAAUUCUCGAAAGUCGAUUUUCAUUAUCCGACGCGACCAGAGACAUCGGUGCUCAAAGGAUUGAAUUUAAUUGUAAAGUCGGGACAGAUGGUGGCUCUCGUGGGUCAGAGUGGUUGCGGAAAGUCCACUUGCAUUCAGUUGCUGCAGCGGCUCUACGAUCCGCUCGCCGGCACCGUGACGCUAGAUCGGCGUGACAUCGCGUCGGUCUCGCUGACCACGCUCAGGUCGCAGCUAGGCGUCGUGGGACAGGAACCGGUGCUCUUCGAUAGAACGAUAGCCGAGAAUAUUGCCUAUGGCGAUAAUAGUCGACAGGCGACUAUGGAUGAGAUCAUCGAGGCCGCCAAGAUGUCCAACAUUCACAGUUUCGUGACUUCGCUACCGUUGGGUUACGACACGAGAUUGGGAACGAAAGGUACUCAACUUAGUGGCGGGCAGAAACAAAGAAUAGCGAUAGCACGUGCCCUGCUAAGGAAUCCUCGAAUUUUGCUAUUAGACGAAGCAACUUCAGCCCUCGAUACUCAAAGUGAGCAGGUCGUGCAGGCGGCCCUGGACAAAGCCAUGCAGGGCAGAACGUGCAUCACCAUCGCCCACCGUCUGGCCACCAUAAGAAACGCCGACGUGAUCUGCGUGCUGGACCGGGGCACCGUGGCCGAAAUGGGCACUCACGAUGAUCUGAUGUUGGCCGAUGGCCUCUACGCACACUUGCUCCAGGAAACCUCCAUAGAGUAGAGGGGCAGCUUAGAUUACCGCUUUUUCCUUCCAUCGCGAGCGAUUCGCUCGUUGAUGGUGCAUCGUGUUCCAGUCGGAGACGAGUGAUAAUUCAGUUGAGCGAGCGGAAAAUGAAAGAAAGCGUGAGCCCGCGGAGCGGAAUUCUCGAACGACCGUCGGAUUAUCGCCGGAAUAAUCGUCACGAAUUAAGAAAUAUUAUUAGCGAUAGCUAGACAUUCAAAAGGACGAAUGCGUCAGUAGAGAAGGAGCAGAUUUACUCUCGCAGAAUGUUAAUGCGACUCAUCCGCUGUGCCUACAGCUGAUCCGCCCUACAGCGAAAACAUACGAACCGAGUAUUUAUUUUUGGGAGAGAAUUUUGAUUUAUUUUAAAUCAAAAUUCUGAAUUUUACUUGUGUUCUUUGCGUCGAAUCUGUCUUAAAUUAAUUUUUCUAAGUAAUGAUAUGGGAUCGAAUGAUCUUACCUCUUAUCGAAUUGUCAGUUUCCCCUAUUCAUCCUUCUUUGAUUCAUUUACAUAUACAUACAAAUGAGAGAACAAGUAGAUUACGAUAAUAAUAUCGAAAAUUUUUCACAAAUGUGAAAUUUGUAUUUAUAAAUUUUAUUAAAUAUUUCAUGUGAUUUGUAAGGACAUUCUCGCCAAUUUCAUCUCUUUCUCUCUCUAUUUCUACAUCUAUCAUUCUUAUUCAUAUUCAUCGCUUCUUCUCUCUCCCUUAAUCUUGUACAAAACAUUUACAGUUAAAUAGAGUAAAGUGCUUCUUUAUGGAGGUAGUAUGUAGUGCUUCUUCUGGCGGUCGCGUUACUUCGUUAGUACUUUGCGCAUCUACGUAACGAUAUAUCUUUUUAGAUGGCGAAACGAGGUAUUAUCCAUAAUGGCAGGCGACGUAAUCAACUUUACCAUUUCUGCGCCCCGUCCUCAUUCGUAUGCGUCGACUUUUCUCCCUAGCGUUUUCUCAGGUGAUAAUAUUUCUCGCGCAUACAUACACAUAUAUACGCACGUACGUUAAACGAAGCUCUUCAUGAGAGCUAUCAUAUUUCAUGAUGAGAAAGAAAUUUGACUAUUUUUCUAUCGGAUAAAAAAAAAGAUUCAAUCAAAUGAACAAAAAGAGUCCUUUCCAUUACUUUAUUAAAGAAUUCAGUUUAGUUUACUAGUAGCCUAAGUUGUGCUAUAGAACGAAAGUCGGUACAACGCAAUCUCAAUAGAUGCAAUUAGCGUAAUUAAUGCUAUUGAUCUACGUUCCCUGUACCCGACUGAGAUUACAUAGAUGGCAUCAAAUCGAUUGGUUUGAGGGACGUAGUUCGUAUAACAAGACGUACAAAUGGUGACAGGUGUUCUCAGUUAUGGAAUAGAAUGGAGUAAAAGUAUUUCUCCGUCGUCGUAAUUUUGACAGUGCCGUGGCGGUGGCGCUCUAACGAUAUAAUAUAAAAUAUAUAUAUAAGCAUUUCUCUCGGAUUAAUAGUAUUCCGCGCAGGCGCGACGUUCUCACGCGUUCCUCCAUUUCUUCUUUUUUAUCUGAAAAAUUCAAAUGUUCAUCUCUAUUCCCUCGCGGAGAGAGAGAGAAAGAGGGAAAUUCCUUUCUCAUUCGGAUAUACCCGGUAUAACAUUUAACGAAUUUAUUCGUGAUGCAAAAUUUCCAGUAUAUAGGGGAUGUAAUAAAUCGUCGACGGUUUCAUUUCACUGGUGCCUUAAUAAUUAGAUGUUAAUUUAGCACUGUCACGUGACCGAGAAAACAAAGGCGAUGAGAAUGAUAAAAGAUACAUACUUGGCACAUUUGUUUACGUCCAAGGAGAAAAUACUUUGCUCCUUCGUCGAGGGAAGGGAAAUAUACGUAUCCGAGCAUGUGCUGAAUUCGAUCGAAGAAAAUUAUGUAAAGUAAUGCUCAUGUAUGAAUAAACCGAAAUUUAUUGCCGCAAUAACGGUUAUGUGUACGGCGGCGAAUAAAUAAACUGGAAUGGUAAAUCGUAUAUUUACGAGAAAGGACGAUUCGGCGUCUAAUAAGAAUCUGGCUUCCUUUGUACGAAACGACCUUUCCCCUGUGCGAAACGAAAAUCAAUAAUCGCGAAACAAUCAGCAAUUCUUAGAAUGGAGCGGCAAUUGACUUCUCGAUCCCGUGUUCUCUCAUAAAUAACACGUCGCGACUGUGUCAUCUCGCGAUUAUAUUCUACCAAUAUGUACUUAGUGCCUUCUCUCCUUUAGGCUUAAAAGAUAAUGAGAUUCGCCAGCACGCGAAGGUUUAUCGGAUUUAGCGAUGAUAUAUAUAUAUAUAUAUAUAUAUAUAUAUAUAUAUAUAUAUAUAUAUAUAUAUUCGGCAGCAAAGGAAGUGCGUGGAAAAAAGGUCGAUUUUUCAGAAUUUGUGCUCUCGACUUAAGAGAGCUACGUUGUGUCUAAGACGUCGUCGCAAUUCAUUUAUCGAGAGAUAAAUACUACACAAACACGUCAUGGUUGAAUAUAAAAAAGCAAUCGUUAUUAAUCGAGAUAGUACUCAUAGUCAAGUCAUUGAAAUAAAUAACCGAUAACUAUUAAUUGUAGAGAUCGAAUAAAAUGAUUAGAUCAAUAUUUUUCGAAGGAAUUUCCGUAGAAAAAUCUGUAUCAAUUAAAAACAAAUUUAAUUAUUAACUUUUACAACAUUCACAAAAAAAAAAAAAUAAAAAUUGAUUAUUUUACAUAUUUUUAUAUCAGUAAUAUAAAUGUAAAAUAAUUAAUCAUUUGAAAUUAUAAAGGUGAUGUAUAAAAUUAAAUUAUAUUUUUCAAAAAAUUAUUCAAAUAUUGUUUUCGCUCAUCAAAAAAAAUAAUUAAAAUCGGAAAAGAUAUCUCGCAACUCCUUCGAAAUUCCUGAUUGAUACUUAUACUUAACAUUGCGGCUGCCGCUUAUGAACAAUACUUAAGAGUAAAGAUCUUGUACUAAUUAAAAUAGAACAAAGAUAAAUUUUCGCUGGGAUCUAUGACAAAAUUCGAAAAUUUGUGUAAUUCACACGAGCGAUCAAAUCUGAAUGUCGAAAUGUGUGUACUUACAAUGGUGUUACAUGGAGGAUGAAAUAUUAGAGUUUUUGUAAAGAGAAAAAUAUGAUUGUAAAAUAAUAAUAAAGAAUGAUAUAACAAAGAAAAAAA